AUGACUCAUAUCUUUGAUGACUUAACCCACAAUCAGGUCAAGUGUUACAUCACUGAUUUAGUUGUCAAGAGCAAGGUUAAAGAGGCUCACCUUUAUGACUUAAGAUUCAUUUUCGAGCAAUUGCGCCGCUACAAGUUAAAAAUGAAUCCUCUAAAGUAUUCCUUCGAUGUCACUUCAGUAAAGUUCUUAGGAUUCAUAAUGAGGAACCAUGGAAUCAAGAUUGAUAUUGCCAAAACUGAAGCCAUCCUAGAUAUGCCACCUCAUAAGAGCCUUACUCAAUCAAGGUCUCUUCAAGCAGAAGAUUCGUCGAAAAUCUGUUGGAAACAUUUCCGGCAGAUUAUUUUACGCUGGAAGUCCUUUUACGACGUGAACCAAUCCGGCACACGACAUUCCGCCGGAAAGUGCGCCGGAAACCUAGAUUUUCGUCGGAUUUCACAUGUUACCGGCGGAUAUAAUCCGUCGGUAAUAGCGGGUUUCCUGUAG
This is a messenger RNA of Dendrobium catenatum, 483 nucleotides long. RefSeq lists its product as uncharacterized. The coding region runs from base 1 to 483 and encodes 160 amino acids. The record is from RefSeq and is a predicted model, not a curated record. NCBI's taxonomy places the organism in Eukaryota, Viridiplantae, Streptophyta, Magnoliopsida, Asparagales, Orchidaceae. The transcript has 2 exons.